UUUAGGAACUAACACUGUUAUUUGAAGACUAAAUAUGACGGGAUGUAGGAAUGGUUUAAAAGAACCUUUUUCUUGAACAACUUUAGUGAUUCGCCGAAGGAAUUCAUUAAUACACAAGUAAACUUGUCGUCGCGACCCGACACGAUUGUACAUAGGUUGCUCUAUAAGACAGAAUACCAUGAAAAACUCAGCUUGGUGUGUCGUGCUCCAACUGCUGGCUUUUGUAGGAUUUGAAAAAGUUUUAAGAGUGUCAGGCGGAUGGCAGCAUUUGGAAAGUUAUUACCUGGAAACAUCACUACCAUACGAUUUGAUGAACCAGGUGUCGCUGGAUGAGUGCCAAGCGCAGUGUAUUUCAUUAGGCACUGAUUGUCCGGCUAUCAACUACAAACCAAAUGGUCAAAAGUGCCAGAUACUACAACAGAAAGACGGAGAUAACGGGUGUAUAUUGGUAUAUGCACAUAACAGUUUCAGCUAUUACGAGAAAACCAACAGCGAAAACGAUACAGUCGUGACAAGUAAAAAACCUGGCCGUUUUUUCAGAAGAUACGUCGGAUACAAAAUGCCUGCUCACUUGGUGAUCGUCAACGAGACAGUGCUACAACGUACGAUUUGUGCGUUCAACUGCAUGGUGACCCCCCUCUGUAUGUCGUUCAGCAUACAGCCAGAAACGUACGGCUUGUCAUAUUUCUGCGAACUGAACAGUGCACGGAGGAACAACAACGGAUCCAAUCUACUUUCUGAUUCAAGUUUCUACUAUUUUGAGUGAUAUGUAAAAUAUAACAUAUCCUCCACAUGUUCAGAAGGCCGACAAAGCACUACAUAAGUUUGGUGAAGUUUACAGAAAAGGUCGAAAUCCAUUGGAAUUAUCCGACGUCUACCUAACAAUCGAACUGGUGACCGAUUCAAAUAUAAUUAUGAUGUAGCCCCUAUACCACAUAGAAUACCACACCAAAUUGGAAGGGAACAAUGUAUAUACAAUACGAUUUUAUUGGUAGUUUUCAAUUGGAAAAAUACCUCAGUGCCUUGAAUAGCUGAGCGUGAUAAUAAUAAAAUUAGCAUUUAAAGCUGGUAAAAAUGCAAUUUUUCAUGUCAAGGCCUACAUAUAUAAAAUGUCUUACAGAUACAUUAUUACAAGGUUUAAUAUAAACAGUCCAUGACAUUUUGACACUCAGUACCGAAUAUAAAAAUAUGUGUACAAUUCAUUCAAAUUGCGACAGAAUGGCUCAAUUUUUAGUAUCUCUUUAAUAAAACAUAUGCGAAAAAAUUUGUAUCGAUUAUACCGACACAACCAUGUAACAGUUUAAUGCAACAAACCUCGUUUGCAUAUUUUCUUGAAAUCGAGCGACAAUUUAGCUCAGAUAAUUUGGAAAGCAUGAAUUGCUCCCUUUUCACUAUUGUCAUAUUUUGGCAUAUUUCUAUUGAUAUUUAAAAACCCUUUAAUUUGCCAGUUCUUUUGUUUGAGAGAGCAAAGAUUGUGCAAAUACAUAGCGUUUUAAGUGCUUAAAUAUUGCUUUUAAAACGCUACUUCCUGGAGACGAUGAACUCGACAAAAUUCUCUAAAAGAAAGUAAAUAACGGAUUUGUGUUUCAUCGACUUAGCGACUUUCCUUCUAGUAUUAAGCAAAAGACAAUGUAAAAUCCAUUUUCACGAGGAACGCUAUUUAGACGCUGAUUAUCAACAGCCUCUUGAUUUUUUAUUAGACGGGAUAAAAAGAAGUAAAGAUAUAUCCAAAAAGCAUUUUACGCUUCAACAUGAAGACGACGUGCCUGUUUGUUGUUCUUUUGUAUACAGUGAUAGCAUCGAUAUUCAUGCAAAUGACCGUAGGUGAGUGUAGUACAUAUCAUCAGUAUUAUGUCUGAAAUUUUACAUCAUUAUUUCUGAUAGAUAUACAAGUUAAUGCUCAUAGAUACUUUCAAGAUUUCACUGUAGUUUUCUUCCAUAGAAUCAUCAAAUAGAAGAGGAACAGAGAAGCAAGUCUCAGGCGGAUUAAAAAAAAUAUUAUCAGUAUUGGGACGUUGAUUCCGUCCACGUGGAUGGCAUUUCGACAACGUUUCCAAUAAAAAUAUACUUUUGAAUCGUAUCGUAUCUUUGAAUCAUGCAUUGAAAUAGUCUUUUAAAUGAAUUAAGAAACUUGCUUUGAAACGAAAAGCGCCAGUUUUGCGUAGUGAGUUGUGUGCUUUUUUCAUCAGUAGAACCUAUGCCGUGUUCAUGCUGCAUAUUUUAACUCUAAUAAGCUAUCGUCAAAUAUGUUACAUUAAAUGCAGCAAUUCAAGCAUUUGGCACAUUUCAGUUAUUAUUCCUGUGAGUUAGGAUGUUGGUAACGAAUUGAUUCACUUUCUGCAGUUUCCAUUCCAAAAUGCACAGUCGAUAUCCCGUUUGGGUAUUCUAGCGUUGUAAAGGGCAGAUAAUGUUAAUUAU
Messenger RNA from Lingula anatina, 2418 nucleotides. RefSeq lists its product as uncharacterized. The record is from RefSeq and is a predicted model, not a curated record. NCBI's taxonomy places the organism in Eukaryota, Metazoa, Brachiopoda, Lingulata, Lingulida, Lingulidae.